This is a messenger RNA of Erythranthe guttata (spotted monkey flower), 1502 nucleotides long. Lineage: Eukaryota; Viridiplantae; Streptophyta; Magnoliopsida; Lamiales; Phrymaceae. The record is from RefSeq and is a predicted model, not a curated record.
AGUUUGCUUCAAAAUUAAUAUGCAGGAAGAUUUGCAUUGAUAGAGAGAUAAUGAACAAUAAUAUGGAAGAAACUAAUAAUUACAAAGCUCAUAUUGUUGUGUUACCUUAUCACGGACAAGGCCACUUAAAUCCCAUGUUACAAUUCUCCAAACGUUUGUCAUCAAAAGGUAUCAAAAUCACAUUAGCCACAACUCUCUCUAACACCAAAUCCAUACAAGAAGAUGCUUCAUUAUUCGCCUCAAUCGAUUUUGAAUCGAUAUACGACGAUCUUACCCACGGAGGGGUGGCGGCCCCCGGCGGAUUCAAAGGCUUCCUCGAUCGAUUUGAAGCCGUUGGAUCAAGAAACCUAAUCGAUCUCAUCAAAAGAAUUCAAGAUUCUUCCGAUGGAAAUAAUUGUGUGAAGUGCUUGAUUUACGAUGCGAAUAUAUCGUGGGCAUCAAAUGUGGCUAAUGAGGUAGGAAAUAUUGCGAUGGGUGCCUUUUUUACGCAGUCUUGUGCUUUUGUUGCGCAGUGCUACCCAAUGCAUUGUGACUUGUUUGGAGUAUCUCCAUCUAUGGGACCACUUGCGUCGAUAUUCGAUUUGCCUGAGCUUCAUAUUCCGAAUUUGCCCUCGUUGGGAGCUGAAACGGGUUGUUAUCCUCCCAUAAUCCGAUAUAUCUUGCGCCAAUUCGAUAAUUGUGAGAAAGCGGACUGGAUUCUCUUCAACUCUUUUCAUCAUCUCGAAGAGGAGGUACACGACCUAUAUAUAAAUAUUCGGGUGAUCAACUGGAUGUCGAAAAUCUGGCCGGUGAGGCCCAUCGGGCCCACAUUGCCUUCAAUAUAUCUAGACAACCGAGUCAAAGACGACAACAACUAUGGCUUCAACAUACACAAGCCCAACACCGAGACUUGCAUGAAAUGGCUCGAUUCCAAGAAAACCCGAUCCGUCAUUUACAUAUCCUUUGGGAGUGCCGCAAGUUUGAAUGCGGAUCAAAUAUCAGAAAUAGCCAAUGCCCUUUUGCAGAGCAAAAAUAGCUUCUUGUGGGUGGUGAAGCCGUCCGAAGAAGACAAACUACCCGCACAUUUUAAGGAUCGGAUAAAAAAUUGCUUUUAUUCGGACAAAGGGUUGGUGGUGAAGUGGGCCCCACAGUUGGCAGUUUUACGACACGGUUCGAUUGGAUGUUUUGUGUCUCACUGCGGGUGGAAUUCGACGAUGGAAGCGAUAAGUCUUGGAGUGGGUGUGGUGGCGAUGCCACAAUUUUUGGAUCAAAUGACUAAUGCGUAUUUUGUGGAGCAUAUUUGGCACGUGGGGAUUAACCCUAAGACAGAUGAAAAUGGAUGUUGUGCACGUGAUGAAAUUCAUAGGUGCAUCGAGGAAAUCAUGCAUGGAGAGAGGGGCGAAGUGAUUAAGAAGAAUGUGGCUCGUUGGAAGGCGUUGGCGAAGGAGGCGAUCGACGAGGGUGGGAGUUCGGACAAGUGCAUCGACGAAAUUAUUGCUCGGCUAUGCAGCUAGAGCAAUAAU